Messenger RNA from Brassica napus (rape), 1296 nucleotides. RefSeq names its product disease resistance protein SUMM2-like. Gene Ontology annotation, molecular function: protein binding. The record is from RefSeq and is a predicted model, not a curated record. The transcript has a single exon. NCBI's taxonomy places the organism in Eukaryota, Viridiplantae, Streptophyta, Magnoliopsida, Brassicales, Brassicaceae. Bases 1 to 1296 code for a protein of 431 amino acids.
AUGGGAACAAAGACAGAGACGCAGCUAAAGAACCAUGGUUAUGAGAUCAUAGGUACUCUCGUUCGUGCUUGCUUAUUGAUGGACUAUGAGCAUACAGAGUUUCUCAAGAUGCAUGAUAUGGUUCGUGAGAUGGCGCUGUGGAUAACAGCUGAUCUUGGUAAGACGAAAGAGAGCUUCAUUGUGAAAACCGGUUCCAAACUAAGAGAUGUCCCAAAGGUUGAAGAUUGGAGCGUUGUGCAGAAGAUGUCGUUGAUGGGAAAUGACAUUGAGAAGAUAGGCGCAGGUCCUUAUGGGACAAAGAAACUCGUAACACUCUUCCUCCAAAACAACAAGCUGGUGAGUAUCUCAGAGCGGUUCUUUCAGUGGAUGACAGAGCUUAAGGUUUUGGAUUUAUCUUCCAAUGAAAGUCUCACCGAGUUGCCUACAGACAUUUCAAAGUUGGUUGCCUUGCAGUAUCUUAACUUAUCAAGUACAGGGAUCAAGAUUUUGCCAGUUGGUAUCAAAUAUUUGACAAAGCUAAUACACCUGAACCUAGAGUUCACACACAAGCUUAAGAGUGUUGUUGGGAUAUCGAAUCUAUUGAGUCUGCCGGUACUAAUGCUAUUUGAGUCCAACAUUCCUCUGAAUAAUGGAUUAAUGGAGGAGGAGCUGAAGUCCUUGGAGCAUUUGAAACUUUUGACUCUAACUCUAAAGGAUGCCUUUGUGCUGGAACGACUCCUAAACAUCCACAGUUUAGUGAACUUUACACGCUACUUAUCGCUCGAUAAAUGUAUACCAAAUGCUGUCAGAAUAUCAUUGGUGGCAGCAGGGUCGAGUGCUCCAUCUGUCCAAGAGGUGGAUAGUCCACUGCAGCACAUGAAAAGUCCAAAUCAUAUGUACUUCCGAAACCUCACACGUGUAGACAUUGUGAACUGCGAAGGUCUGAGGGAUUUGACAUGGCUGAUGUAUGCUCCUUGCCUGUCUAAUCUGCAUGUGGAAAUGUCAUUUCAAACGGAAGAGAUCAUAAGUAGAGAGAAAGUGAUGAAGAUUGAUGGAGAGAAGUUUACUACGCCCUUUCUGAAACUAGAAUCACUCUCACUUGUGUUUUUGUAUGCAGUGAAGAGUAUCUACUGGUGUCCUCUACCUUUUCCUGCUCUUAAGUAUCUAAAGAUACACAGAUGUCCAAAUCUCAGGAAACUUCCUCUAGAUUCUGCAAGCGCCAAGGGGUGUGAUCUUGUCCUAGAUGCUAAUGGAGAGUGGUUGCGAGAUGUUGAAUGGGAGGAUGAUGCUACAAAGAACCGGUUUUGUCCAACCUGA